AUGAGGCCCUUGACCGAAGACGAGACCAAAGUGAUUUUUGAAAAAUUAACAAAAUAUAUCGGAAAUAAUGUGCUGCAUUUAAUUGAUCGAUCUGACGAAACUUAUUAUUUUAGAUUACAUAAUGAUAAGGUUUAUUAUGUAAGCGACUCAAUGUUGCGUCAAGCAGUUAGCAUAGGCCGUGAUCAAUUAGCUUCUUUGGGCGUAUGCUUUGGGAAAUUUACCAAAUCAAAAAAGUUCAAACUUCAUAUUACUGCUUUGGACUAUCUUGCUCAGUAUGCGAAGUAUAAACUAUGGAUAAAACCAAACGGUGAAGGUUCAUUUUUAUACGGGAAUCAUAUUUUAAAGGCUCAUCUCGGACGCAUUACCGAAGAUACACCCGAACAUCAAGGUGUUAUAAUAUAUUCAAUGUCUGAUAUACCUUUGGGUUUUGGUGUUACCGCGCGAUCUAUGGUAGAAAUACGGAAGUUAAAACCUACUGAUAUCGUCGCUUUUCACCAAGCUGAUAUUGGUGAAUAUUUACGUGAACAAGAUACAUUAUUUUAA
Cetraspora pellucida is the source of this 543-nucleotide messenger RNA. NCBI's taxonomy places the organism in Eukaryota, Fungi, Glomeromycota, Glomeromycetes, Diversisporales, Gigasporaceae. The record is from the annotation of a GenBank genome assembly.